CGUAGUAAAUGGAAUCUUACACGCACUUGCUUUAUUAUGCCAGAGGUUACUUAACAGGUGGAACAAAGCUGUAGCAUCAACUGAUGCUUGGUCACUGCUCAGUGUAAAGAUGUCAGCAAUGACAUUCCAAGAAAUCGUUUUUGCUGUCCUGUUUUCUGUAGUUCUGGUCUUCAAUAUAGCAGGAAAUUCUCUCGUUAUUUACAUCAUCACCAAUGGACGAGGAAUGAAAACCUCCACAAACUAUCUGCUGUUAAACUUAGCUGUUGCAGAUAUUUUAUGUGGUGUUUUUCUUACUCCUAAAUUCAUAAUCCAACCUUUCUUUCGUCAUUCCGUGCCAGAUGGAGUUCUUGGUGAGUGGCUGUGUAAACUGCUGUUAUUUUGUAACAUCGCAUGGAUGGCGUCCAGCGCUUCUAUUUUCACUAUGGUUUGUUUAUCAGUUGAACGAUACUUUGCUGUUUGUCGUCCUCACAACUUCCGUCAGCGUUUCUCGCCGAAGAUCGUCAAAGUGCUCGUUAUGGUGUCCUGGAUAUAUGCUGUUGUUGUUGCGUCCCCGACAUUUGUUUUUACCCAUUUCAGCAGAGAAAGUUUUGCUUGCGACAUGAACAUUCCAGGUCAUUCUAUCUUUAUUCUGAUAGAAUCAGUAUGUUUUUUAAUUUUGAUGGUGUUUCUCCUGACCAAGAUAUGCAUGUCCCUCUGGUGCAAGCAGACAGUCGAACCUACAGGAGAACGAGAUAUCGCCGACAACAAGAAGAAAAAGAAAGUCACUUGGUGUGUUCUUGCUGUAGUUGUCACAUUCAUCGUGUGUUGGUUUCCUUCUUAUUUAUAUUAUAUAAUAGAUGGAUUCACAUCCAGAACUCCAAUACUUGUCACAUUAUUGCUCGCGUCUGUUAACGCUGCUCUGGACCCGUAUCUAUUUAGCUUUCAAAGUUCAAGAUUCAAGGUUUUGAUCAAAAAAGUACUUUGCUGUAGAAAAGAGUCAUCGUAAUUAGAUGGGACUGAUCGGGAAAUACAUGCAGAAUUAGACAUUGUCGAGGUAUUAAAAAAAUUACUUAAAGCCAAAGCAUGGCAAAGCAACUGUUUGUAACAGUGUAGUGAAAGCAGACGAAUAAAAAUGAA
This is a messenger RNA of Actinia tenebrosa (Australian red waratah sea anemone), 1116 nucleotides long. RefSeq names its product somatostatin receptor type 1-like. Gene Ontology annotation, biological process: G protein-coupled receptor signaling pathway. Lineage: Eukaryota; Metazoa; Cnidaria; Anthozoa; Actiniaria; Actiniidae. Gene Ontology annotation, cellular component: membrane. The record is from RefSeq and is a predicted model, not a curated record. Gene Ontology annotation, molecular function: G protein-coupled receptor activity.